CUGGUCUGUGUCACAUGACCCUGGGCUUUGCGGAGGAAAACGAAAAUGGCAGGACUAGAGUGCUCGAGACGAGUGCGACCAAUGGCUUUAAUUGCCUUUUUAUUCGCAUUUUUCACCACGGGAAGCUCCACCGCUCAAGUACCACUGUUAAUGUGGUCCAACGACGGUUUACCACAACUAGCCUCUCCAGCCGCUGGUCACAUCACCUCCAGAGAGCAACUGAGCGCCUACCUGAGCUCUGCCCUCGGCUCCGGCCCGCACACCGUGCUGCUGCUGCUGCAGGACAAGUUAAGCAAAGAUGACUUCACGGUGUUCGGUGGGGUGUUUGGAAACAAGCAAGACAGUGCCUUCCAAAAUCUUGAGGCUGCGCUGCACUCCUCCUCUUCCUCAUUGGUGCUUCCUGCGUUAGCAUGGCCUGAAUCGAGUGCCUUACCGGCUCUGCUGCAGGAGCAGCUCGGCGUCUCACCUCUCCUUGUAGACUUGGACACACUGUCACAGCUAAACCUCAGUGCAUCUGUCAGCAAUCUGCUGCUCAUCAACCUUCCUUCCCAUACAGGCUCAUACGAGUCACGUAAGGAAGUUCUGCACCGCAAUGAUGAGAUGAUUGGGGAAGUCAUGAGUAUCAUGAAAGCCAAAAAUGUUCCAUACACUGCGAUCUACACAGGACUCCAGCCAUCACGAGUUAUUUCUGAGAUGUCAAUGUCCAGCCAGCCAGUGGGCCGGACCUUGCUCCAAAAUGUUGAUGUCAAACCUCCUAUAAUGUUCAAUGCUAAUAAUACGCCUUGCAUAAUGCUUUGGGCGCAGAGCCUCAAUGUCAGCUUCACCGGCGGGUCACAGUGGACAGACUUUGCUCUACAAACCCCCAGCCUGACUGGGUCCCAAUGCAAUGGCUCGAGCUCACUGCUUGUCCUGACUUAUCCCAACGCCACACUAAGCUUUGCCAUGAGUCGGCAGUUCUAUUCAGUGUCUGCACGCAAUUGGUUCACCUUGGACUCGGUGCAGCUGCAGUUCAGCGGCCAAACGGCGUCUUUCAUCGGGAGCCGGGGCAUCUACGCCCCUGCAGAGUACUCCUUCCACUGCGAGUCUGUCAGCAGCUUCCGAGAUGCCCUGCUAGUGCCAAACAACACCAACCAGAACACAUCUCAGUGGAUGGUUAACUUCGUAGAUUUCCAGAUUCAGGGCUUCGGGGUGUCAAAUGGAAAUUUCUCCUAUGCCAGCGACUGUGCAGGAUUCUUCUCCCCAGGGAUUUGGAUGGGGCUGCUGACCUCACUGCUCAUGCUGCUGAUCCUCGUCUACGGCCUGCACAUGAUCAUGCAGCUUAACACGAUGGACCGAUUUGAUGACCCCAAAGGUCCCUCCAUCUCUGUGCCUCAGUCGGAGUGAAGCACCCAUCACUCACUCGGUGCCUCUCCUCUCUGAAAACCCUCCUUGUCAGCGAACUUGGACCUCUGGGCCUUCCUCUGUGAAUAUUUGUGGGGUGAAAUGGCCUUUUUAUCCAGUGUCGAGUCAGCACACGCUGUAUCUCAUCUGAUCUUUCCUCUUUCUGUUGUUUUUUGUGAUACUGUUGUCUUGCAAGGCACAUUUCAUCGCUCCUUAUCUGCAAGUGCAAAACAGGAAAACCAUGUUUGCACUGAUUGUCUUGAAUGUAUAUGUGCUAAAGAUUAUAUUUUUGUGCCACUGUUUGCCAACCACAGGGGAUUUUUUUUUCUCUUUUUUUUGUGCCAGCUAGUUUUAGACAGUAGUUGUAUGCUUUUUCUUCUCCAAUGCUGUAAUUUAAAGACUAAUAUUAAUGAAAGAAUUGCCUGUAUAUAAGAAGUUGAUUGUCUUUGUGACAAUUCCCUGAAAUGGUGCCUUUUGGAAUUGCCUUACAGAAAAUAUGCCUUUGCCUUGGCCUUUCAUGAAUCUCAGUGUAUUUCCCAGGCAGAUCACACGGGACUGUGCCACCACUGCUAUGCAAUCCGCUCCUGGCAUGUUAAUUUAUUUAUAAGAACCGACUUUCUUUGCUUAGGCUGCUGGGCGAGGAGUGGUGUUAAAUGACAGUUUUUCACUUUAUGUGCAGUUGCCAAUGAAAUGUACAGUUUCUUUCACAACAAAAUAAAGAACUCCCCAGAUUGUUUUAAU
Myripristis murdjan (pinecone soldierfish) is the source of this 2121-nucleotide messenger RNA. It is a transcript of the gene atp6ap1b, whose product is annotated as ATPase H+ transporting accessory protein 1b. Gene Ontology annotation, cellular component: proton-transporting V-type ATPase complex. The record is from RefSeq and is a predicted model, not a curated record. The transcript has 10 exons. The coding region runs from base 46 to 1383 and encodes 445 amino acids. Gene Ontology annotation, molecular function: ATPase activator activity. Lineage: Eukaryota; Metazoa; Chordata; Actinopteri; Holocentriformes; Holocentridae.